AAGUGGUUACCCUGCGUCAUUUUAACGGUUUUGCCUACCUGGUGGCGGAUAUUCCGGUUAGGUUUUUGUUGUUAACGUGAACUUUCCACACCUGUCGUCGCGAGUGAUUAUUUUUCGGCUAGUGCGCGAACCUCCAACUCACCUCUCUGGUCGAUUUUUGUAGUUCGGUCCACCGACAAUGUCGGCACUGGACCGUUUUCCACCUUUCGAUGAUACCGGUGGGGGAACUUCUGUUCGCCCCAUAUUGAACACCCUUAAUGGAUCCUAUGCCGGCCGUACUAUUCCUACGUGGCUCGACCCGAACAACGAUCAUGGUCAACUUACAAUUUUGAAGAUGGAAGGCGUGGGUGGCCCAUUACCGAACAGGCCAUGUCUUCUUCGCACUUCCGUAGAAAAGUGGAUAGGAGGUAAAAUCGUCGGUGGUUUUCCGGAAGGACGAGGUAUCUCGUACGCUCUUAAGAUACGGAACCCAAAACAUGUUGAGAAACUUCUGACAAUGAAAGUGUUGGCUGACGGAACAAACAUCAAAAUCAGCAAGCAUCCUAACCUCAACAAAUCUAAAUGUGUUGUCAGCUGUUUCGAAGCGAAAGAUACGAGUGAUCAGGAACUAAAGGAAAAUCUUGCUCCGCAAGGUGUUACUGAUUUCCGCAGAAUCAAACGUAGGAUCGGACACGAACAGUAUGAGAACACUGCAUCCAUCAUUCUCACUUUCGAUGGCACUGUUAUACCAGAUCACGUUGAUUUCGGUUGGCUGCGUUGCAAGACAAGGCCUUAUUAUCCGGCUCCAAUGCAAUGCUUUUGCUGUUGGAGUUUCGGACAUACCAGAACACGAUGUAAGCAACCACAAUCAACAUGCGGUAAUUGCUCUCAGGAUCACCCCUUCGACGAAACAAACAAAUGCGACAACGAACCAUUCUGCAAACGCUGCAAUAUGCAUAACCACAGUCUCUCGAGCAGGAAAUGCCCAACGUACGUCGAGGAAAACACAAUACAACGAAUCAGAAUUGACAUGGGAAUAUCGUAUCAUUCAGCGAAAAAAGUGUUCGAGCAAUCCAACAGUUCCCGGACUUUUUCAGCAGUAACAUCGGCUGGUAAGGAUGAAACCAUUGCGAACCUAAGUAAAAAAGUUGACCAACUUUUGCUAGAGAUGACAAAUAAGGACAAGCGCAUAGCGUCCCUUGAGGCAACCCUAAACAACAAAGGGAAAGAAAGUUCUCGACUCGACCUAGUACGGCAACAUGGUACUAUCGAAGAUUUGAUUACCGAAGUAGUGAAACUAAAAUCUGAUUUAGCAAUGAAAGAUCGAGAAAAUUACCUCCUCCGAGAGUUAUACGGGAAAAAAGUGCCACAACCAGAAGAACCUAUCUCACCGAAAUCAACUAACUCUAUUUUUUCUCAACAAUCUACCCCAUCACCUGAAUAUGAGCCAAUAAUGCAGAACAACGAAGAACAAACACGCAGCUGGGUGCAAAGAGCUCAGCCUAACGUAUCAACCAAGGAAAAAAAGCAGAGAAUCAAGAACAAGAAGCCGUCAUCCUCCGUUGAAAGCGAUUGCAGUACGCUUAUCCCCAGCCUGGCUUUAAAAGAUAAAACACCAAAGAGAACACACUUGCCAACAGAUUCAGACGAUUCAACCGGUCGCUCAAAAAGCAAGAUAACCGCUAACAACAGCAUAAACAUAUCUGUCAUCUCCUCAGGAGAAGAAGGUGCUGAUAUGGAAAGUUGAAGGAAGAAUACCUACAUGCAUAUAAGCAAUCAUCCUCUAUGAACACUGCUUCUAUAAUUUAUCAUUUGUUAAUGAUUAUAAUUUUCGAUUCAAAAAUUAGCUUUACAGAGUCUACCAGUCUAGAGGAUACGAUUGCUAUCAACACAACUCACGACAUUUCUACUAGCACGCUCACGAGUGACGGGUUUAUUAAGCACACCCACUCCAGUACACAUCACCGCCCAAAUAAUACUGAAAUUCCUAGUGCAUCAAUAGACAAAAAAUAUAAACUAAGACGAUCAGCUCGCAUUAAAGCAAAGAAAGACCUAACACCACUGGCAUCGGAAAAAGCAUCAACGAACAGUUCUACACUGUUGCCAGCAGCGGCAUGUGGUGCCACCAUAUAUGACGCCAUUAAUCUACUUCGACAUGGAACCAGUCCCCCACAGCCUAGUUGUUCAUUAUUAACGCCCCCCUUUCAAAUUUCAGCUGACCGACCACCUUCAGCGACAUCAGCAACUCCUAUCAUACAGCAGCUCGCAUCUCAAGCACUUCCACGUGAAAAUACUACUACAGGUACCCGGUUUGCCAUCCAGUGGAACAUCAAUGGCUUCAAUAAUAAUUUAGCAGACAUCGAACUACUCUGCCAGACCAACCCACCUAUUGCUCUAGUAUUACAGGAGGUCCACCGUACGAGCCACGAAAGAAUGGACCGUUCACUAUCCGGCAGAUAUCGCUGGACUUAUAAAUGCGGUCAAAACAUAUACCAUUCAGUAGCUAUUGGAAUUCUAGCUCAUCUACCAUUCACAAUAAUCCAACUAGACACCGAC
Molecule: messenger RNA, 2535 nt
Organism: Armigeres subalbatus
Lineage: Eukaryota; Metazoa; Arthropoda; Insecta; Diptera; Culicidae
Exons: 1
Coding region: 179-1726 (515 amino acids)
Source: RefSeq, a predicted model, not a curated record